Molecule: messenger RNA, 1352 nt
Organism: Chelonus insularis
Lineage: Eukaryota; Metazoa; Arthropoda; Insecta; Hymenoptera; Braconidae
Product: guanine nucleotide-binding protein subunit beta-like protein 1
Exons: 4
Coding region: 320-1279 (319 amino acids)
Molecular function (GO): protein binding
Source: RefSeq, a predicted model, not a curated record
UGUUGAACGAAACGAUGUUUUUGCCCAACGGUGACGUCUGAUGAAUGGAAGACGGGAGGUUCAUCUGACGCGUUUUCUUAAAAAAAGUUAAACAAUAUGUAAAGAAUUGAUCUUGAACCGUUUGGAUAAGUGAACGGUAAUCUUUUAAUUAUUCCUUUGAGCAUUGCAUGCAGUAUCACAAAUUACUUUAGUGAAUUUUUCGCGUCUAAUACUCGUUUGAAGUGUCGUGCACCUCCCGUCUUCUAUAACGUGUCGACGCAUCAGCUCCAAAAAGUAUAAUUGAAAUUGGUAUCAAAAAUUCAAGCCAAGCAUAUAAACAAUGGCAAUUCUUCCACCGGAUCCAAUUUACAUUUUACGAGGAAGCAUGGGUCCUGUCCAUGGUCUUCUCUUUCGAAUCUCACCGUACAUUGAACACCUUUAUGCUGGUGCUGAAACCGGAAACAUCCACAUUUGGGACUUGAAAAAACACCGAGAAGUAUAUAAACUUGAGACCAUCAAAGAACAGUGUCUUUCGUUACAUACCUUUGAUGAUGAAUAUCUGAUAAUCCAGAGAAAAGAUAGAAGUCUCGAUGUCUGGAGACCGAAUGGAUCUACCUGGACAUUUGACAAAUCUAUUAACACCGAUUUUUGUGGAUUUUGCAAAUGUCAAAUUUUAAACAAUGACAUACUAUUGAUUCCUCUACCUAAUUCGUGUGUCGGAGCACUGUCUCUGAAAACUCAAAAAGUUAUAUACAAUUUGGAUCCGACGCAAUUAUCUGAGACAAAACCGUUGGGUGAAGUGAUGGCAAUAAAAUGUUGUGGUGAUGAAAAUAACAUCGUUUUGGUUGCAUAUGAAAGUGGAGCAAUUGCUUUGUGGGAUGUUAAAGAAAAGGCAGCUAUCAGUUGGUUAAAUACUGAAUCAUGUCCAAUGGCUUUAACUUUUGACAAAUACUGGAUGAGAGGUAUAGUUGGAAAUCCAACAGAUAAAAUGGAGGUAUUUGAGCUGAAUAGAAAAAAUCAACUCAUCCACAAGACGUCAAUAACUUUGAAAAACUCUGGUAUAUCUGCUCUUGCAUCAAGAUUAGAUUCUAAAGUUUUUGCUUCAGGUGGGUGGGAUGGAAGAGUUCGUGUUUUUUCAUGGAAAACACUCAGACCUCUUGCAGUUCUUGAUCAACACAGAUCGACUAUUUUUGAUAUUAUUUACUCAAGUGAGAAAGUCCAAGCAUGGAAUAAUAAAACAUUAAUGGCUGCAACAGGUAAAGAUGGUACUGUGUCUCUUUGGGAUCUCUACAAUCAAUAAAUGACGAUUUUAUUCAAGUAUUGUUACGGAACGAAAAUAAUAAAAAUAAUAAAAUAGAAAAAAUGACAAUUUU